Protopolystoma xenopodis is the source of this 351-nucleotide messenger RNA. The record is from the annotation of a GenBank genome assembly. NCBI's taxonomy places the organism in Eukaryota, Metazoa, Platyhelminthes, Monogenea, Polystomatidea, Polystomatidae.
AUGCUCCCGGUUUAUGCGUUGCGAAGCCUUCACCUGAUUGAUCGAUUAACCCCUUUUGCUGUUCAUAUCUUCCUGGCCGCUGAGAUGUCUGUGACAGACGAUGAAUCAGGGUCGCCAUCGUGUAAUAUAAACCCGCCGCCUUUUCUGCAUGAUCCAGAGUUACACGCUGCAACACGUCAAAACAAUAUAGUUUUGACUAAACAAUUAACACAUCCUCAUGCCUCCUGUACUCGCCUGGUCCCACUUCUGAAUCUGGGCGCCACCUACCACUGCAGAUGCGUCCCUAUCCUACUCGCAGCAUAUCGUCUGGGAAAUUUUGCUAUCUUUCCAGACUAUCUGGCCGGCGAGUAA